Mya arenaria is the source of this 2355-nucleotide messenger RNA. Its product is annotated as heat shock 70 kDa protein 12A-like. Lineage: Eukaryota; Metazoa; Mollusca; Bivalvia; Myida; Myidae. Gene Ontology annotation, molecular function: ATP binding; ATP-dependent protein folding chaperone. The record is from RefSeq and is a predicted model, not a curated record. Bases 187 to 1947 code for a protein of 586 amino acids. The transcript has 5 exons.
ACCUGUAUUAUUAUGAAAUGUAUUUGGGGUUUUCCUUCCUCGUUGGGACCAGGAAGUUGAUUGAGCACCUGAAUUCAUCGAAUUGUACGGGUUAAAUUUCAAUAUUAAACUUAUCUCUAUAGCUUAUCCGUGCAGUAAGUAAUAUUUCAGACCUUCUAAAACAGACGUACUUGCCUCUCGUGCAACAUGGCGGAUACGGACUACUUUAUGAUCGCGGCGAUCGACUUCGGUACGACAUACUCUGGGUAUGCCUUCCAGCUCACGAGUGAGUAUGACCCCAAAAACCCGACCAAGAAAAUUCUGUGUCCCCAAGCCUGGAACGAGGGGCCAACGAAACUGACGUCCAUGAAGACCCCUUCGUGCCUGUUGCUUGACAACAACAAGGAUUUGGAUUGCUUCGGCUACAUGGCGGAGGACAAGUACGCAGAUCUCUGCAUGGACGGCGACAACCACAACUUCUACUUCUUCCGGCGCUUCAAGAUGGAGCUACAUGACACCCAGGGCCUGAAUAAGAACACGGAGAUUGCGGACAUGAUCGGACGGAAGUUGCCUGCGCUGCUGGUGUUUAGCAAGUCCAUCGAGGCGCUCAAGGUCCACCUGUUCCAGCUGCUAGAGAAACAAAAUGUGCACGUGAAAAUCACAGAGGUGAAGUGGGUGCUCACAGUGCCCGCCAUCUGGGACGACAUGGCCAAGGGCUUCAUGAGGGAGGCAGCGGAAAGGGCGGGGAUACCAACGGCCCACCUGACGAUUGCCCUGGAACCGGAGGCGGCGUCCCUGUUUUGCCAGUACCUUCCCGUAGAGAAAUUCAGUGUUGGGGGAACUUCCGGUUUCUCGGAUGCCAAGCCGGGAACAACAUACAUGAUCGUCGACCUCGGAGGUGGGACGGCGGACAUCACCGUGCACGAGAAGGUGUCUUCCGGGAAGCUAAAAGAAGUUCACCGGGCCAGCGGCGGUCCUUGGGGAGGCACCUUUGUCGACUCCGAGUUCAUUACGCUACUAAGCAACAUCGUUGGAGGACCCGUGUUUGCCGCUUUCAUGAAGCAGCAGAGAUACGAUUAUCUCGAGCUGAUGCGAGAGUUCGAGUCGGUCAAGCGGAAUGUGGGGCUGAAUUCCACAGACGCAGUCAAGAUGAAAAUCCCUGUCAGCCUCAGCGAAACCUGCGAGAAGGUUGUCCACAAAGAUUUCAAAGAACUCGUGAAAAUAGCCCGUAAAGAUAAACAUAUCACGUUCGUCGGCGACAAGGCGAAGUUUGAUGCAAAUUUGAUGAAGGGGCUGUUUAAGAAAGCAACGGAUAAAAUCGUGCACCACAUCAAGAACAUCUUGACGAAGGAGGUGUGCGGCCGAAGGGUGUCCCUCAUCCUGAUGGUUGGCGGUUUCUCGGAGUCUGCGUACAUCCAGGACGUCGUUAAGUCUGAGUUCCACGACAAAGGGGGGAAGAAGGUGCUUAUCCCGAAGGACGCCGGCAUCUCGGUGGUGCAAGGUGCUGUGGUGUAUGGCCGCCAGCCAGGUAACAUCACCUCCAGGGUUUUGCGCUACUCCUACGGCGUGGCCGUCAGUCCGGAAUUUGUACAGGGCCAACACGAACCUAGCCGGCUCCAGACAAUAGCUGGAGUCGACCGAUGCAGCGAUGUUUUCUCGAAGUUCAUGGACAUUGGCACAAAUGUUAACUGUGGUUUCCAAAAACAUGAGGGUUAUAAAACAAUAGAUCCACAUGCAACCUGUUGCACUUUUAAAAUAUACACCGCCGACGAUUCGAACUCGACUCCAGCGUACACGGACGAGAGCGGAUGUCGGUUCCUAGGAAGCCUUGACGUCAAAUAUCCCCAGGGGAACGAGAUCCGCGACAUUUCCGUGGAUUAUAUCUUCGGAGACACGGAACUACACAUUAAGGCGACCGACGUCAAGUCCAAGACACCGUGUGAAGCCAAGCUGCGAAUGUUUGAGUAGAAGCAGGGAAAGCCCGGGAUUAGUGGAAUACUGCCCACUAUCUAUGAAAACAAGGAGUACAAACAAGGAGCGUACUUUGGUGGUCCUAUUUCGUAAAAUGUUCACUUGUAGUUGUUUGUAUUUCUGUGUUUUAUAUGUAUAAACAUUUGAGUGCGACGGACAAUGUUAUAACAGAUGUAUAAUAUGUAUGCGACAUUUUCAUAUAAUAUUGAUGAACAUGCAGAUGUUAACCAAACAACUGUAUUUCUGUUUUUUAUAUAAACAUUUGCGUGCAAAUCACUGGCGACAAACAAUAUUAUACAGAUGUAUUAAAUGUGUGUGACAGUUCUGCUCUUAUAUACCAUAUUAUAUUGAUGAACAUGUAGAUGUAUACCAAAAAAACUGUGAUUAUUAAAAAAUUCUAAGAGA